AUGAGGUCCGUCUUCGUGGCUGCCACGCGGCAGCACGUUGGAAAGUCCACCACCUCGCUCGGCCUCCUCGCCGCUCUCUCCUCCCGUGUCCCGCUCGAGUCGAUCGGCUACCUCAAGCCCGUCGGGCAGCAGCACGUGGAGGUGCAGGCGGCGGCGGAGGGCGCGCCGCCUCUCCGGGUUGACAAGGACUGCCGGCUCGCGAAAGAAUACUUUGGGCUUCGGUGCGAGUACAAGCACAUGUCGCCGGUGCUGAUGCCGCGAGGCUUCACGAAGAGCUAUGUGGACGGCGAGAUCGACAUGGAGCGGCAGAAGCAGGCGCUGCUGCACGCCUGGGAGGCGCUGCGGGCGGCGCACCCGAACGUGGUCGUCGAGGGCACCGGCCACAUGGGGGUCGGCUCCAUCGUCGGCCUCGACAACGCCGCCGUCGCGAAGCUGCUCGGCCUCGAGGUCGUCCUCGUCUGCGAAGGCGGGCUCGGCUCCGCGUUUGACGAGCUCUCGCUCAACCUCGCCGUCUGCGCCGCGCAGGGCGUCAAGGUGCGCUGCGUGGUGCUCAACCGCGUGCAGCCGGCGAAGGUGGAGAUGAUGCGCGACUACCUCGGGCGCGCGCUGGGGCGGAUCGGCGUGCCGCUGGCCGGGCUCGAGCCCUUCCUCGCGGCGCCGUCGAUGGGCGACUUUGCGAAGCUGCUCGGCCAGCGUCUCAUUUCGGGCGAGGGGCACGGCGAGGAGCACGUGCUUCGCCACUGCGGCGGCGUGCAGUUUGUCACUUGCAGCGUGCGCCGAUUCGAGGAGCGGCUGGCUGAGGGAGAGUACAGCGACCGGCUCCUGGUCGUGCAUGGCUCGCGGCUGGGCAUCCUGGAGGCGUGCCUGCGGCACCACGCACAGACGGGCGAGAUCCGCGGCGGAGUCAUUUUCACUGGCACGCGGCACUCGUGGGCGCCGGACGAGCCCAUCCUCGCGCGGCUGCGCGAGUCGCGCAUCCCGACGAUGCACGCGCCGCUGGAGACGACGGAGGUGGCGGAGCGGAUACAAAAGUUCACCGCCAAGCUCAACGCGACGGACAGGCAGCGGACGGAGGCCGCCAUCCGGCACGUGCAGGCGCACGUGGACAUGGACGUCCUUCUCGGCGGGACGGCGGCGGGGGGGCUUGCCAGCCCCCGGCGAGGCGUCUGA
Molecule: messenger RNA, 1170 nt
Organism: Emiliania huxleyi CCMP1516
Lineage: Eukaryota; Haptophyta; Isochrysidales; Noelaerhabdaceae
Product: cobyrinic acid a,c-diamide synthase
Exons: 5
Coding region: 1-1170 (389 amino acids)
Source: RefSeq, a predicted model, not a curated record